This is a messenger RNA of Auxenochlorella protothecoides, 1230 nucleotides long. Its product is annotated as 1-aminocyclopropane-1-carboxylate synthase CMW33. The transcript has 7 exons. NCBI's taxonomy places the organism in Eukaryota, Viridiplantae, Chlorophyta, Trebouxiophyceae, Chlorellales, Chlorellaceae. Gene Ontology annotation, molecular function: transaminase activity; pyridoxal phosphate binding. Gene Ontology annotation, biological process: biosynthetic process; amino acid metabolic process. The record is from RefSeq and is a predicted model, not a curated record. The coding region runs from base 1 to 1230 and encodes 409 amino acids.
AUGCUUUUGCACCCCUUCAGGAGCCAAGACAACCCGGAAGGCUACGUCCUCAUCGCCGUGGCCGAGAACAAGCUGCACAGCGACGCCUUUGCGCACAGGAUGCAGGAAGCCCUUGCCCGACCCCUGCCGGACUGGGUGAUGAACUACACCAUGAUGACCGGCGACCCCCGGCUGCAGGAGGUGCUGGCCGCCCUGCUGCGCCACACCUUCCUGAAGGGCUUUGAGGUGCGAGCAGGCGACCUCGUGAUCAGCAACGGGGUCACCCCCCUCCUGGACCACCUCUUCUUCACGCUGGCCGACGCGGGCGAGGGGGUGCUCAUCCCUGCCCCUUACUACCCCUCCUUCGACAUGGAUCUCAUGGCCAAGGACGAUGUGGUUCCAGUGCCGUUCUACCUCGUCGAAGACGGCGACGUGACUGCCCAGUUGGCCCAGGCGGCGGCCGCGGCAGCCGAGGCCGGGUCGCCCAUCCGCGCCCUCCUCAUCACCAACCCUAACAACCCGCUGGGCAUCGUGUACUCAACCGCCACGCUCAAAUCCAUGCUUGAGUGGAGUGUGAAGAAUGGCGUCCACCUCGUCAGCGACGAGAUCUAUGCGCUGAGCGUGCACGGCGAGGCGACCUUUGUGAGCAUGCAGCGCGUGGCUCAGGGGUUGGUGGAGGAGGGGGCGCUGACGCAGGAGGGCGUGGACACCCACCUGCACCUGCUCUGGGGAAUGAGCAAGGACUUUGGCGGGUCGGGGCUGCGCCUUGGCGUCCUGCACACCCGCAGCGCCAGCCUGAAGAAGGUUUUUGGCUCCAUCUCACCCUUCUCCCAGGCGAGCAAUCUUGUGCAGUAUGCCCUGACGGUCGUGCUCUCUGACCUUGACUGGGUGGAUGCCUGGGUGGCAGAGAACCAGAGGCAGCUGGCCCUGUCCUACUCAGCAUUCUCAGGCACCUAUUUCUUCUCGACAGCCGCGCUGACAGAGGCGGGCAUCCCUUUCACCCCCGCCACCUCUGCCAUGUUUGUGUGGCUGGACCUCAGGAAAUGGCUGCCGAAGCAGGGCUGGGAGGGGGAAGCCGCCCUCUGGCAGCGCAUCUGCGAUGAGGCCAGGGUGGUCGUCACCACCGGGCACAGCUGCCAUGCCGCCGAGCCCGGCUACUUCCGAGUCUGCUUUGCCUGGGUCCCAGCCGAGGCCCUCGUGGUGGCAGCGACCAGGCUUUCUGCCGUCCUGGAUGGAGCUGCGGACACAUGA